AUGGCAACUUUGAAUCCUCUAGCGCAAGAAUGGAGGCCACAAGGCCAUUCUUCUUGUUCUUCUCUCUUUACCUAUCUAAAAAUAGGUCACGUCAACAUACUGCCGGCGCCGGCGCCGGUGGUCGGAUUUCCUGCCGCCGAGGGGUUGGCGCCACAGUGGCAUCAAUUUUAUCAUGUACCGUACGAUCAUUUCUCUCUGCACCAGUCUCAGCGUGACGGCGGCCCUGCCGCCGUGAAAAAGGCUUCGCCGCCGCCAUCCACCCGACGGAGAGACUUGAAGAAAGUGGCUCUACUACCUCCCAGGCUGAGGGCGGCGGAGAAGAGUAAAAUCUGGAGACGAAAGGUGAAGCCCGAAAUCGGAGUUUCCGCCGCCGACAGAGGUGGUUCAUCGUCUCCGGUGUCUGGUAAAACCACCGUCAUGAUCAGGAACAUCCCCAAUCAAUAUCAGAGGGAUAGCUUUAUGGCAUUUCUUGAUGAGUAUUGCCUGGAGAGCCACCUGCAGUAUGAUUUCCUUUACCUCCCAAUGGAUUUUAAGACAAACAACAAUGUUGGAUAUGCGUUUGUGAACUUCACUACUGCAUCUGCUGCUGCGAAGAUCCGGGAGAGGCUUCAGAACCAUGCUUGGGGAGUUUUGAGAACUCCAAAUGGUUAUUUCACUUCUAAGAAGAUCUGUGUUGUUGCCUGGGCUAGAAUCCAGGGUAGAAAGGAGCUUGUUAAGCAUUUCCAGAAAUCCAAUUUUAUCUGCUCCACGCCGGACUUCCUGCCGGCGGUGUUUUCUCCACCCCGGAAUGGUUUGCCUAAUUGUUCUGAACCGAAGCCCAUUGGAAACCUGAUGGGUAAUGUUCGCUCUCCGAGUAAGGCCUGA
Messenger RNA from Ipomoea triloba (trilobed morning glory), 864 nucleotides. Its product is annotated as protein terminal ear1 homolog. The record is from RefSeq and is a predicted model, not a curated record. Gene Ontology annotation, molecular function: nucleic acid binding. The transcript has 4 exons. Bases 1 to 864 code for a protein of 287 amino acids. NCBI's taxonomy places the organism in Eukaryota, Viridiplantae, Streptophyta, Magnoliopsida, Solanales, Convolvulaceae.